UCUAGUGGACUGAGAGCAAGCAACAGUUUCAAAGCGACGAGCCAAGAUGAAGGAACAGUGGAAGAAGUUUGAUAGCGAUGCUGAUUUAUUGGUGCACGUGGAAGAGGGCAAGACAUUGCCAAUUAAAAUCGAAUUUCCAAUAUCAGCAUUUACUUCGAGCAUGAAUUGCUGUAGAAUAUUACUCAGCAGCUUAAGAAUCUUCGUCUUUUUAGGCUUCUUACUAAUCCUAGGUUGGACUGCUGCGGCUUUAUAUGCAAACUAUUUUUCAGUAACAAAACUCAAGUCAGAAAAAUAUGCAAUUAUUAGCGAGCAGCCCUUAUAUAAUAGUCAAGUUAAUAAAUUAUCCGUUCGAAAGGAUACGUACGAAGGAAUAAGCAAAAGUGCGGAUGGUCCUGCAGAAAAUAUUAUUAGUAUCACCACCGUGUCUACUCGUCAGAUUCACCAUAAUAAUGUUUAUGUAAAUCAACAGGGAGUCGGUACGAAGCCUUUGAUUUCCAAUGAUCAGAAUGUCAACGCGUCAAAAUCUCCUUCAGAUACUAAAAAUUUCGAUAAGACCGAGUCCUUUGUUAAUUACGAAGACUUAAAGCAGGAUAAUUUACAAAAUAGUAAUAAUGAAUUUAAAGAUGAGAUUAUUGAAAUAUUACCCACCAUCGUGCCAAUUACGAAUAGUGUUAAUAGUGAAAAUGAUAUAAUUGAAGAUAAUUCAAAUAAAUCGGCGGGUGAGAUUGAUAAGGUGUUUGAGGUUAUUCAAAACUUGUCAGAAAUUGAGAGUGCAGAUAUUGUAGGAAAUUUAUUAUUGGAAGAAAUUAUAAAUACCGUUUUGAGCAAUUCGAUGAGUCACGAGGACACGGAAUCUCAUGAAAAAUUGAUAUUUGAUAAUGAAGGGGAAAUUGAUAGCUCUGAGGAGAAAUUGGAAGGAAAUAACAACAAAGGCAGUAGUGAAGAGUUAGAGGAUAUAAAUGAAAAUCGCGAAAAGAUAUCAUUAGAAUCAGACAUAUCUAAUCAGGAUAAUUCGUUUCAAACUAAAGAUGAAAUAGAAGAUAAUAGUGAUGAGCAAGUGUGGUCUAUUUUCCAAGAAAGUUCAAAUGAUUCGAAUGAAAAUGAUAAACGUAUAGACGAAGAUAGCCUAUCAGCUUUUGAUCAUGUGGAAAACAGUGAUAAUGAACAAAUCAAAAGUUUUUUUCGGGAAGAAUCCGAUUCCGAAGAAGAGCAACAAAAUGAAGAAGAUGAUAACGUAGAAGAUGAAGAAGAUGAUGAUGAUGUUGAUGAUAAUGAUGAUGACGAAACAAAGAGGAAUACUAGCGAUGAGAGUACAUAUCAAUUAGAUAAAAUUAUGAACGAGAUUGCUAAUAGUUCAUUUUCCGAUGAAAUUCUUUCCGAUGACGAAUUAAAAACCAUUGGUAUUGAAAAUUUACCAAAAGAUGAGGAAUUACAUAAGAAGAUUUACGAAUUAUCUCAAAAAAGUUUUCCACUCCUGGCUGAGAAAUUAUUACCUAUCGUUAAUGAAAAUUAUGAGCUACUUGUUUGGUACUAUAAUGAUAAAGAUAAUUCAAAUUUAUUCAAUGUGCUUGACAAAUUGAAAGCUUCUACAGCUAAACUACUAUACAGUACAAAUAUUCGUGAAUUUCUCGACGAUUUGAAUGCAGUGAUAGAUCUAAUAGGACAAGAUUCUUACAACACGGACAGCAUAGAUCCUUUAGAUGAAAAAGACAAUAAGAUUAAGAAUUAUAUAAUACAUAGAUUAUCCAAAAAGAUGGAUAUGUACAAUUUUGUUAUAAAAUACCUUCAGUAUGACAGGAUUGCUACGUUAAUCCUAGAGGCGCUUAAUAAGUCAGAGCUGAGUCAACGAAAUUAUGAAGAUUUUGAAAUUAAUGAAUAUCUUGCAAAGGUAUUUGAAGAGGAAAAUAUGAAUGAUGAAAUGAUAAACGUAGAGGAGCCAAUAACAGAGAAUUACAACGUCUCAAAGAGACAAAGCUUAAAACUUUUAGAAACUAUAAAAAAAUUAAUAAAUAUGAAUGAUAACCUUUCGUCCGAACAACUUCUUAGACACAAUAAUGAAUUGCAAAAACAUUAUUUAAAAUAUUUAGAAGCAACUACUACGGAUUUAGAUGAAAUAAUGAAGCCGAUCGUGGGUGAACGGCAAACAAGUGCGUUUAUUAAUGAAAGUGAAGGUAAAUCAGAAGUGGUAACGACCGAAAAUGUAAACGUGGAAAAAUUAGACAAGUUGGAAGAUGAUUUGGAGAAAAAUUUCGAAUGGCUCAUUAGAUCUGAACAACUUCAUGAUUAUAAUAAUGAAGGCAUUGCUGAUACACUGUACUAUGAUGCAGCCGAUCAGUAUUAUGAUUGGUCAUUGUAAAUUAUUAACCGAAUUUUUGUUUUAAUACAAUAAAUAGGAGAUACAAGAAGAACUGAUUU
Messenger RNA from Ceratosolen solmsi marchali, 2415 nucleotides. RefSeq names its product protein PFC0760c-like. The transcript has 2 exons. NCBI's taxonomy places the organism in Eukaryota, Metazoa, Arthropoda, Insecta, Hymenoptera, Agaonidae. The record is from RefSeq and is a predicted model, not a curated record. Bases 47 to 2356 code for a protein of 769 amino acids.